GAUACUGAUCUUUUGAAACCUAGGGUUUUCAACAUCUUAAAAUUUCAUAUUCGAACAUAAUUCUUCAACGUUUAAAAAAUAGAAAUUCAAUUGAACAAAGCAAUUUUUAAGCUACCCGCAAGUACCUUUGUCCCCAUAGUAUUCUUUGUCCCAGUACCGAAUAUAUUUUAUGAAUUUUUUGAAAAGUCCAUAGAAUCAAACAAAAAAUACUUUCCUCUGGUUGAGUUAACGUAAUUAUACAUAAAUAGUUUUAAAUGCGCUUUUUUCUUAGUCUAUUCGUGAUCAACUCUUUCUUUAAUAUAUUUUUAUACAAAAACGUUUUAUUGGAUGAAGUUUAAUAUUGGUUUCUAAAUUGUACAAAAAAUCCUUAUAAUUAAAUGUCAUUAAAGUUCAACUAUAGUCUAUAUCCAAGUGCAAUGCUAAUAAGGGGUUUCCUUAUCCUUCAAUUUACCAAAUAUCAUUGCUUCAUCUCUAUGGUUGUUUUGUUGAGCAUUGUGGUGACUUCAGAUUUAAUAUAUAAAGUACACUAAUGAAUUUGAGUUGAAAAAAGUUUGGAAGAGCUCCUUUCUAAACUCUUAUUUUUAUAAGCUUGUUGAAAAUUGUUAUUUUUGUUAUCAGUUGUAUAAUGUUUUAUUUUCUUUGUAUAGGAGAACUGGUUUAUACAAUUGAUUGAUUCAUGUUAACUUCCAUCAUGUACAAAACAAUGUAGAUCAAGCCACAGUUCAUUUAAUUAUUAUAAUGAGUUGUCUUGUAAUACUAAUUAUUUAAAUGAAACUAAUGAAAAUAUACAUUAUAUAUUAUAUUUCAACAGCAUUUACUUUAUUAUAAUUGUGUUUACUUGUAUUUUUUUUAUUCAAUAUAAUGAGGAUUUAGUCUUCCUGAUCACAAUAUAUUUUCUGAUCCUAUUUCCAUACUAGAUUGAUUUGGUUAUUAUUACUAUGAGUGGUUCCUAGUCAAAUUCGGCUAUGAGUGAAUUUCUCCAAGUUGCUGUUGUUGCUUUAUGUUGAGUUCAGUAGUCCAGAAUCCAGUAGGCCGGCCCACCCUCAGUAGGAAAGAAGAGUGUGACGCUAAAAAGCCAUUCAAUUGCAAAUUUAUGCAUCCAUUUGAUGGUAACAAAUAAUUCAACAAACCUUUCAUGGUUUACAAUAAUGCAGUGGUGCCAAAAGUAUCAAGCUCGUAGUUUGAAGUAACAUUUUGAGGUAGGCCUACUUUGUAUUAGGAUGUAAGAAUAUUACGAAGAGGGAAAAGAAGUGGGAAAACUUGUUUUUCUUUGUGAUAUUCCUCAUAGCCUACCCCCACCUAUUCUCACAACCACGGAAUAAUUAAAAAUAUAACGGAAUAAUUAAAAUAUAAUAUAACGGAAUUAAUUAUAUAUUAAUAUAACGGAAUAAUUAAAAGAAGAAGAUUUGAGUUAUUUUUUAUAGCAUAUUGAUGAUUUUUGAAGUAUUAAAAAAUAAUUUAUCUUCUAUUUCAUGGAAAUAUAAUCGUGCAGAAACUGAUUCACAAAUAUUGAAAUCCAAAUGCUUCUGAAUAAUAUUUUAUACAACCUGCAGUCCUACAAUAGUAUGGUACUUCAUGUGCAGUAUUGACUAAUUUGCACAUCAUUUUACAACUUGAUUUAUUCCUGUGCAGCUAUAUUCUACCAAUGCAAAAACAUAACAGUUUUUGAGUAGGUCUUGUACUGUAUUUACAGUAUUUGAGACUAUUUUGGGUUCUACCUACUAAAAACUGAUUCAUAUUUGAUAGAUCGGCAAGGGUAAUUCGUGUGACAAGAAAAAAAUGGUAAGAUAGCUUGAAUUAUAUUGUUCUAGUUUUUAGCAAGUAAUCGAUUGUGUGGAAUGGAUGCGUUGUCCUAUUUCGCAGCUAACUGCUAACACCAUGCAGUCUGGACUCGACGACACGCAGACCAACAGGGUGUGGCUCACAUUGUUUUUGUAGACAUUCGACAAUGUGCGAUCCAUACGGCCAGAUUUUUGGUGUGGAAUGCGGCGAAAACGUAACUUCAUCAUCCACCACAACGGAAUCCCCUCUUUACAUGGAUUUUGGCAACACCGUGCUUUGGCAAUUACUCCUCAUAGCUGGAGGAUCGCUGUCUAUUGUAAUCAUAUUCUGCUGUUGUGUCCGAUUCCGUAUCCCCCGGACCAAGCAGGAAAUAGAAGCUGAUUACAUACGAAAGAAGAUAACACGAAAGUUUCAGAAACAACUGCGAAUGAUACAAGAUACAGACAUGGAUGAGAUGGAUUUGAAAAAAGCUUUGGAUCGAGUUAGGGCAGAGUUCAAAACUGACAUCGAGAGCAUUGCUCACACAGAGGGAUAUUCAGGCGGCAGCCUGAGCUCAGCGGCUGGGGUGACGAGGAUGGCUGCAGCUGAAACAGCUGUUACAGCUGCAGAAAGCGCAGCUGAAAAAGCGCCAGUUGAUCAAGUAGCUACUUCCAGCACUCCACUCCAAUCGCAAUUAGAAAUAACGGUUGAGGAAGUGGAUGGGAACGCUAGAAGAGGAUUGACAGCUAGACUUGCAGCUAUUGUGGUUCGCAGCCUGACAGUAUUCAAAUCGCGUGCAAAGAUCAAGGAGGAUGAACAAUCAACUGCCGAAACUCCUAGUAAUCAACUUUAAAAUCAAUUUAUAUAAGUGAGCCUUAUUCUUCCGAAUAUGAUAAUAUUCAUGUGUUCAAUUUUUUUAUUGUUGAAAUAAAAUCAGCUUCAAUAUA
Messenger RNA from Nilaparvata lugens (brown planthopper), 2708 nucleotides. RefSeq lists its product as uncharacterized. Lineage: Eukaryota; Metazoa; Arthropoda; Insecta; Hemiptera; Delphacidae. The record is from RefSeq and is a predicted model, not a curated record. The transcript has 5 exons. Bases 1949 to 2614 code for a protein of 221 amino acids.